This is a messenger RNA of Cyphellophora europaea CBS 101466, 1164 nucleotides long. RefSeq lists its product as uncharacterized. The transcript has a single exon. Bases 1 to 1164 code for a protein of 387 amino acids. Gene Ontology annotation, molecular function: oxidoreductase activity, acting on the CH-OH group of donors, NAD or NADP as acceptor. The record is from RefSeq and is a predicted model, not a curated record. Lineage: Eukaryota; Fungi; Ascomycota; Eurotiomycetes; Chaetothyriales; Cyphellophoraceae.
AUGGCACCCUUGAUCCCCUCACCGGACACAGUCAUCCUGAUCACCGGCAUCAACGGCUAUAUCGGCAGCAACAUCGGCCUCCUCCUGCUCUCCCAGGGCUACAGCGUGCGCGGCACCUCACGUUCCGCCUCAGCAAAAGACCGUCUGCUAGCCGGGCCCUUCGCCCCAUACACCUCGACGUACCAACACACGCUCGUGCCCGACAUCACCGCCCCGUCCGCCUUCGACACAGCCGUCCACGGCGUCCACGCCAUAAUCCACACCGCCUCCCCCGUGGACUUCAGCCUCACGACCCUCGAAGCCUUCACUGGGCCCGCCAUCCAAGGCGUCCUCUUCAUCCUCCACUCCGCCCUCCAGCACGCCGGCCCCCAACUCCGCUCCUUCGUCCUCACGUCCUCCAUCGCCGCCGCCGUCGACCGCUGGACCCACCCCUUCGGCACCCCCUACGCCUACAGCGAAUCCGACUGGAACGUCAACUCCACCCUCGUGGCCUCCGACCCCACCACCUUCUCGCCGCCCAUCGCCUACGGCGCCUCCAAGACGCAAGCCGAGCGCGCCCUCUGGUCCUUCUCCUCUUCCUCCUCCGCCACUGCAUCCCCCCAUUUCGCUUGCAGCGCCAUCCUCCCCGGCGUGGUCAUGGGCCCGCCCGUGCUCCUCCCCGCUUCCCCACGGGGGCUGAACCUGACGCUCCAACCCAUCUGGGCGCUCUACAGCGGCGAAGCCACGGCCAUGCCGGCGCAGAUCGGCGGCGCCGCGUGGGUGGAUGUCCGCGACGUCAGCGCCCUGCAUGCGUGGUGCGCGACGCACCCGGACGAGAGUGGGGGCCAGAGGUAUCUGUGUGCGAGUGGGACGGCGCCGCCGCAGGCAAUCGCGGAUCUGUUGAGGGUGAGGUUUCCUGAGAGGGGGGUUUUGGUGGGGGAGCCGGGGAGGGGGUAUGUGGAGGGGUGGGGGUGGGUGCCGGAGACAAAGGGAGGGCAGAGUGCGGAUAGUGCCAAGGCGAGGGGGGUGUUGGGGAGUGGGUAUCGUUGGAAGGGGUUUGAAGAGAUGGUGUUGGAUACGGUGGGGGUUUUGGAAGGGAGGUGGCCUGGGAGGGCCGGGAGUUUCAGGAGGGAUGGGAGCGGCGGGGGCGAGGGCGGAGGAGAAGGGGAGGGCGGGAAUGCUUAG